AUGUCGCGCUUUAGCAUCCCCAUCGACGCCCUGACGUCCAGGAUGAACCUCUCAGGCCGUUUCGAUGGCCUGCGCUCCACCUCGGUCUCCUCGCGCUUCGCCAACCUGCGACCCAUCUCCGAGUUCUUCGACGUCAAGCGCGUCUCCAAGCCCGCCAACUUCAGCGAGGUCCAGAGCAGGGUCAAUUUCAACCUUGGCUACUUCUCGAGCAACUACGCCGCUGUCUUCGCCAUGCUCAGCGUCUAUAGCCUGCUGACGAACCUGCUGCUCCUCUUCGUCAUUGUCUUCGUCAUUGGUGGCAUGUUCGGUAUCGGGAAGCUCCAGGGCAACGAUCUUGAGCUCGGUAGCCAGCGCGCGACCACCUCCCAGCUCUACACUGCGCUUUUCGUCAUUGCCAUUCCUCUCGGCCUGUGGGCAUCUCCCUUCAGCACCGUCCUCUGGCUCAUUGGCGCUUCGGGUGUCACCAUCCUGGGCCACGCGUCCUUCCUGGACAAGCCAAUCGAGACAGCUUUUGCCGAGGAGGCGGUCUAG
This is a messenger RNA of Dothidotthia symphoricarpi CBS 119687, 531 nucleotides long. Its product is annotated as prenylated rab acceptor PRA1. Bases 1 to 531 code for a protein of 176 amino acids. Gene Ontology annotation, cellular component: Golgi apparatus. The record is from RefSeq and is a predicted model, not a curated record. The transcript has a single exon. NCBI's taxonomy places the organism in Eukaryota, Fungi, Ascomycota, Dothideomycetes, Pleosporales, Dothidotthiaceae.